AUGGCGGAAAGCCCCUUGUUGCUCAUUGGUGGCGCAGCUCCCACAUUGCUUAAAGGUCGUGGUGCUUUGCAGGACAUUGACCAGCUCGUUCUUUUCCAUCCUCUUUGUAAGUUUGCUGCUCGUGUAGAACGUCUGCGUGAUAUUGUACCAACUCUCCGAGAAGCCAUAAAGGCGGCUACUUCAGGAUGCCCAGGGCCUGUUUUCGUUGAAUUUCCUGUAGAUGUUCUCUAUCCUUACCAACUUGUCGUCAAGGAAAUCGGCUUCAACCCUAAACCGAGUGGAUUCAUACAGAAAGCCCUUAAUUUUUAUCUGAGAUGUCACGUGUCCCGACAAUUCAGUGCUGCAUGGCAGCCGCAGGACAUUACUCCUCUACCGACACAAAUUCCGAUGCCUACACUCGAGGAGAAACUUCCUGAUGAUGCUAUUUUGGUGGCAGAUGGUGGUGACUUUGUUGGAUCAGCAGCAUACAUCGUACGACCACGUGGUCCAUUACAGUGGCUUGAUCCUGGAGCAUUUGGUACACUCGGUGUAGGUGGCGGAUUUGCACUUGGAGCCAAAGUGGUUCACCCUGACCGUCCAGUGUAUAUUCUCUGGGGAGAUGGGUCAUCUGGUUAUUCCAUUAUGGAAUACGAUACAUUUACUCGGCACAAGUUGCCAGUUAUUGGUGUUAUUGGUAACGAUGCUUGCUGGUCUCAGAUUGCUCGAGAGCAAAUUCCGAUGUUUGAUAGCAUGGCAGCUGCUUUGGGAGGAUGGGGCGUAACGAUUGAUGCUGAAAAUGUGUCAUCUACUGAAGAAAUUCUAGAGGAAGCUCUGCGUGAAAAUCGUCAGGGCAAAAGUGCUCUACUCAAUGUACUUAUUGGCAAAACGGACUUCAGAGAGGGUUCAAUAUCAGUGUAG
Ostertagia ostertagi is the source of this 897-nucleotide messenger RNA. Lineage: Eukaryota; Metazoa; Nematoda; Chromadorea; Rhabditida; Trichostrongylidae. The record is from the annotation of a GenBank genome assembly.